UCCAGAGAAGAGAAUAAAAAGAAACCAGUUUUGGAAAGACUUGGAAAUUUGUUUGGUACAGGGAAAAGGAAGAACGUCAAAAGUUCACUAGAACACACUUCACAUCGGAAAGGGGAGAGUUCAGUUUCUCCUCACAGAGCGCAGCCAAUAUACUGUAGGCACAUACAGGAAGGAUACGGAGCUCCUCAAGUACAGAAGCAAGUGAGAAACGUGAAUGCCGUUUCUGAGACGCAAGAAUACAAUUUCAGUGGGGAAGUAGGGCCUCUGUAUCGUGAUACCAUUUCAGAAUGGAGUAGUAGGGGAGUCUCUUCUGACAGUGAGUGGUCAGCAGAUUGGAGCAGCAGCAGUGAAACCAUUAAAAACUCUUUCUUUGAGAGUAGUCUGAAUGUGGAAACCCUGGAAGCGGAGAAAGAAUCCAUCACAGAUAUAAAUAAUUCCACAACUCCAGAUUUCAUAAAAAGCUUGAGAAAUUUGUCUAGUGAAGACUUAGAAAAGAGUAUCCUAAGCCACAAGCAGCUCGUGAACACGUGGGUGUCUGAGGAGCCUGGGCAUGCAAAACCAAAGGAUUUGCCAUACGAGUUGCAAUCUGCAGCGAGUGAACACACACAUUCUGCUAGAGUGUUAACAGUUGAUAUCUAUCUAAGAAAAACAGACGAACUCCUUAAUGAACCUGUGACUGUUACAUCAGAAGAAAAUUGUAGUGACUCGGACACAAUGGAUAAAAAAUCUGCUAAUAAAAGAUCUGGAAAAAGGAGAAAAUCUCAGUCGUCUAGUGACAUUCCAAACGGAGAGAGAAACCAGACUGAGACUACUGCAAGAGAAGAAUCUGUUUUUGAGGAUGAUGUCCCUUCUGAAGUGUUUUCAGACAAGAUAAUAAACUUGGAAAGAAAAGCAAAGUCUCCUCAACAGACUCCUGAAAGGAAUUCUUCUUCCCCAGGUAACAAUCAGGACCUAAAAGUUGGAUCUGCUCACAAAGGGGCAUCUAAAACUGAAGCUGACAAAGGCAGACAGCAGAUCUCAAACACAACCCCUGCAAGGAGAAGAUCAUAUAAAAAGAAUCAGUCGGACGCUGUCCCUAUUUCCCCUACUGGUUUGAAGGGUCAGGUAAAAGAUUACUCCUCAAAAAGGCAACCUUUAGCAUCGCCAGAGAGUAACCCAAUGACAAAAAGAACUUCGGUGGAAAAGGGAACUAUACCUGUGGCUUUUGGGGAAGACAGCUUGGAGUCUCCCAAAGUUUCUUUGGCUGAUAAAACAGAAGACGCUGCCUUGGUGUUUGCUGAAGGCAGAAAUGAGACCAAGGCAGUAAAGCAUGGUAAUGGUUCGGAUGGAAGAGCUUUCUUACGUAUUGAUGGGAUUAAAAAUGGAGACCUGUGUACGUCAGCUGAGAGACAGACAAAUUCCGAUUUAGACAGCUUGAAGCUGAAGAGUUUGGAUGCUUCCAGAACAGUCACGACAAAGAUUAGCCUUCCAGCCAAACCGAAGAACAUAGAGCUGAAUUUUAAAGCACCUACGAAUCAAGACAGUUUAGAAAGUGAGCAGGAUACUCUUGAAAAACCAGUUAAUAAAACUAACAGCAACAUUGCCAACAAAAUUUCCUUGUUUGAAAAUAAAUGCGCUAACCAGAGUCAGAGGACCACUGACAUCCCUGCUUCAAAAAAUAGUACUGUACCAAGCACGUUUGUUGGCAGAGCAAAGCUGAAAUUUGGAAAACAACCUAAGGAAAGUGAACAGCCUGAUAAAACAUUAAAUAAGCAAAGCAGUCGCCAGAAGUUAUUUGAGAACGGCACACCAGAGAAAGAAAGCACUGCAGAAUUAAAAGGCAAAAAUGAAGAAGGCUCUGCCUCUUAUGAGGAUAUUGGGAAGACAACAGAACUUAAAGUAAAAGCUGCAAUAUCCCUUUUUAACCAAAGCAGCAAAAUUGAUGCUAGUAGUGUCUCUCUGAAACAACCCGAUCCAGAAUUAACCACUGCUAAGAAAGAAAGUUCACCUUUUAAACUGUCUUUGCACUCGCCCAGUAGAAGUGGAAAUACUCAAGAUACUUCCUACCAAAGAAAUAACACAAGCUCAGAAUUCCACAGAAAUGAAGAAAAGAUGCUGCCAAACACAGAGGUUUUAUCACCUUGCAACGAUGAUAAAUAUCCUUUACCAUCUCAUCAGGUUUCUAGAUCAGAAUUUAAGCAGAUGGAAAAUGGAGAUAAAAAGGCAAAGCCAGGAGAUUUGAGCUUUGCAGCAGUGCGGUAUGAUGACAGGAUUCAGGACAGUGUAUUGAUAUCAGAGCACAACCUCAAUGCACAAAAGAGCCCAGGCAAAACCUGUAAUGGAUCUGCUGAAGAUGAUAGCAUUUUUGAUUCCCCAUCUGACAUGAAGAAGUUUGCUGAAACAAUAAAAAACUUGGACAGCUCGGUUUGUUUACCCCAGAAAAAGAAGAGGUCAAAACUUCCCAAGUCCCCAGCACCCCAUUUUGCAAUGCCUCCCAUUCAUGAAGACAACUUAGAGAAAGUAUUUGAUCCUGGUGUAUUUACUUUUGGUUUGGGACUGAGGAGGGAAAAAACGCAGGAUCUGUUACCGGCCCAACAAAUUAAAAUGCAAAGCCUGGAAACGAUAGCCAGAGUCAGGCCCAAGCGUGCAUCGACAGAGCAAAGUAUCAUAUUCAAAGCCCUGCAAUCAUGUAAUAGAGAGGAACCUGCCUUUAUUCAGGAAAUAAAUGGAAAAGAGAAUAUUGAUGGUACAGAUGGUGAAAUUAAGAGAUCCCGGCUUGAAAAAAGCUCCCUCUUCUCAAGCUUGCUGUCUUCUACAUCUAAAGAAAAGUUUUUUAAUCCUUCUGUCACCUCAGUAAAUAACACUGCAACAGCUUUUACAACUGACUCCUCAGGGAUGCCUCCUUUACAACAGGAUGCUUCUGGGCCAUUCGGCAUGCCUCAAAAAUCUGAGUCUCUUUCAGAUAUGAAGUUUCCAAGUUUUGUGGAGAAGUACAUGCAAGCAGAUAGUGCAAAAAAAGAACUAAGUUUACAAAUGCCCAACUAUGGGAACCCUGAGAAAAGUUUUUCCAGCUGGUUAGGGACAAGCAGAUAUGAAUCAAGUGUCCCCACUGGUUUAUUAGAUGUGGAUGCACUUUCAAGAAAUGGGCAAAGUAAAAUCAAUCCCAGACCUGGCAAGCUGGUGAUAUACUGUGAAUCAGACUAUCAAAAAAAUGGUAUUGAAGUUUUCCAUGAUGUUCUGGAUUGCAGUUCUUGGGUUCUGUCACCAAGAAUUUUAGUUAAAGUCAUCAGAGGAUGCUGGAUACUCUAUGAGAAACCAGAUUUUGAAGGUCCCUCUAUUCCCCUGGAAGAAGGAGAGCUGGAACUCCCAGAUAUUUGGGGUGCAGGUACUUCUGAAGAGCAAAAUGAAUGCAAAUCUCUAAAGCCUGCAGUGAUUGGCUCAAUAAGACAUGUUGAUUACAGGGUUUGCCGAAUUGAUUUGUAUACAGAACCUGAAGGGUUAGGAAUCGUGACUUCCUUUUUUGACGACACUGAAGAAACAGGGGUGUUCGGCACCACUCAGAAGACUUGUUCUAUCAAAGUACACUGGGGCAUAUGGCUAAUUUAUGAAGAACCUGGUUUCCAGGGAGUCCCUUUAAUGUUGGAGCCUGGUGAAUAUCCUAAUUUAGCAUUCUGGGAGAAGAAGGAAGCCUACAUUAGGUCCAUGAGGCCCUUGAAAAUGGGUGGUCGCAAAGUUGAAUUCAGUGGAGAGCCAAAGGUAAUCAUUUAUGAGAAGCCUUUCUUUGAAGGGAGACAUGUGGAAAUAGAAUCAGAGAUCUUUAUGCUUGAUGACAAGGAGUCAGAAGAAAAGACAAGACUUCCACUUACAUCAGUGGGAUCCAUGAAAGUACUGGGAGGAGUUUGGGUCGCUUAUGAGAAGCCUGGGUUUGAAGGCCAUCAGUACUUGCUGGAAGAAGGAGCGUAUCGGGAUUGGACAGACUGGGGUGGCUAUGAUGAAGAGUUGCAGUCACUGCGACCAAUUGUUGGCGACUUCACAAGCUCCCAUAUGAUAAUGUACAGUGAAAAAGACUUUGGAUCAAAGGGUUCCAAUAUUAAUGUGUUAGGAAUUAUUUCCAAUUUGAAAGACACUGGAUAUGGGCUGAGGACACAGUCUAUAAAUGUGCUAAGUGGCGUGUAA
This is a messenger RNA of Fulmarus glacialis (Northern fulmar), 4155 nucleotides long. RefSeq names its product absent in melanoma 1 protein-like. Gene Ontology annotation, molecular function: structural constituent of eye lens. The transcript is spliced from 12 exons. Gene Ontology annotation, biological process: visual perception; lens development in camera-type eye. Bases 715 to 4155 code for a protein of 1146 amino acids. The record is from RefSeq and is a predicted model, not a curated record. Lineage: Eukaryota; Metazoa; Chordata; Aves; Procellariiformes; Procellariidae.